This is a messenger RNA of Cynara cardunculus var. scolymus (artichoke), 1117 nucleotides long. RefSeq names its product zinc-finger homeodomain protein 2-like. Lineage: Eukaryota; Viridiplantae; Streptophyta; Magnoliopsida; Asterales; Asteraceae. Gene Ontology annotation, biological process: regulation of DNA-templated transcription; regulation of developmental process. The record is from RefSeq and is a predicted model, not a curated record. Bases 239 to 913 code for a protein of 224 amino acids. Gene Ontology annotation, cellular component: nucleus. Gene Ontology annotation, molecular function: DNA-binding transcription factor activity; transcription cis-regulatory region binding. The transcript has 2 exons.
UGUUUGUGUAAACAAGAAUUUCUGUUGUUUAAAAGAUCUAUAAAAGGAAGGGAAUGAAAGAAGAUUUGCAGAGAAAACUUGAGCUAUGAAUUUUGGAGUGUUUUUAAUUCCAUAAAAGAACUUGAUUCAUGUCCACUCCCUCCUUCUCCCUCUUAUCUUCAGUUCUUCCCUAAAUUUCCCUUUUUAAUCUGCUCUCUUCAUUUCACUCUUUUCUUGAUUUAAUCCUUUUGAACUGAAAAUGGAGUUUCAUCGGCAUACGGAGGACGACGACGAGGAGGAGGAAGAAGACGACGAGGAAACUGGGAUUCAGCGGACGUCCGGGAGGAUGAACGGGGGCAUUGCAGGGUUUCGAUACUUGGAGUGCUUGAAGAAUCACGCAGUCGGCAUUGGAAAACAAGCAGUGGACGGAUGUCGAGAGUUUAUGGCGGCCGGCGGUGAAGGCACCUUGGAGGCACUGAAAUGCGCCGCCUGCAAUUGUCACCGGAACUUCCACCGGAAGGAACCGGAACAUCCCCAAGCUAGCUUUCAACACCACCAGAUACCACCGCCUGCAACCUACUAUUACCACCACAGGCCUGUUGGUUACCUCCAUGUGACGACGCCAUCGUCGUCUCACCCCCACCGUCCUCCGCUUGCUCUACCGUCAACCUCGAGGGACAAUUUAGAAGAGAUAUCAAAUCCUAACUCAGAAGGUUCAAAGAAACGAUUUCGAACAAAAUUCACAGAAUCUCAGAAGGAACGGAUGCUAUCUUUUGCGGAGGGGUUAGGGUGGCGCAUUCAGAAAGAAGAGGAGGCUGCUGUUCGACAAUUCUGCGAGGAAAUCGGCAUCAAACGGAAAGUUCUCAAAGUCUGGAUGCACAACAACAAGCACACACUCGGUGUCACCGUUUCAUUAAUACAAGGAGUUAAUUAGCACCAACACACGGAUAACAUUUCAAACUUCCAUAUAUAUAUCUCCGAAAAGCUUUUAUAUUUGAAUUUCAACAAGCUAUUAAUUGUUUCUUUUAAAGUUAUGUCUCCUUCAUCAAAAAGUCCUUUACAUUUGUUGGUCAAUCCAAAAAAUCCAUAUCAUAUCAUGAUUAUGUAUAAAACCAAAUUUAUUGAAACUUCUUUAGCU